Messenger RNA from Stylophora pistillata, 857 nucleotides. Its product is annotated as forkhead box protein D2-like. Lineage: Eukaryota; Metazoa; Cnidaria; Anthozoa; Scleractinia; Pocilloporidae. The record is from RefSeq and is a predicted model, not a curated record. Gene Ontology annotation, biological process: cell differentiation; anatomical structure morphogenesis; regulation of transcription by RNA polymerase II. Gene Ontology annotation, molecular function: RNA polymerase II cis-regulatory region sequence-specific DNA binding; DNA-binding transcription factor activity, RNA polymerase II-specific.
CUAAGGUUGUUGGAAGUUUGAACUAAUCCAGUGGAGACUGCAACGUUAAGGAAUCACGAAGUGCGCUCAAAAAAUGAAUCAAAGGGAAAUUGCUCCCUGGUCAACAAGUGUACCAGGAGAGGAAAAAAAGGUAUCCUACCCGGCACAAAUGAAGAAGGAAAAGCCCGGAAAGGGAAACUCCUGCCGUUUGUCCUACGUCGAGGUUAUUGCCAAUGCUAUUCUCAGAUCACCAAGAAGACAGAAAACCUUGUCCGAGAUCUACAGCUUCAUUCAACACAACUAUCCCGAAUUUACUGAAAACAGAGUGCGAUGGAAGAACACAGUCCGCCAUAAUCUGUCGCUUCAGGAAUGUUUUCAGCGAGGUGAGGUUGCCUAUAACAAGGGUGGUUGCUACUGGCGGAUUCAUCCCAAAUUCUUGCCCAGGUUUAGUCAAGGAGAUUUUACAAGACGCCCUCCAGCUCCGACUCCGCGGUUUGAAAUGCAAAGGAGACAUCCGUACUUCGAAGAUGAUAAUUUCUCAACACCCAGUCAAGUCUUCCAUUGCCACUUUUGUGAGCCAUCUCCCUCACUUUUAUCGUAUGGCGAAGGGAUGUUUCAUGGCACUCGGGCAAUAAACGGAUGCGCUCCGUACAGGCAGCAUCCCUUUUUUUCUUGGGACCAUUGUAUGUAUUAAGAAUCUAUGGACCUCCAUACUUGAAUGGCAACAAACAAACUCGUAAGCGUGUAUAAAAAAAACGUGUUAGCAGACAUUAAACAAACUAAGAAUGUUAAAUAGACUUCAAAUAGUUUUAUUUUCAAGCUUAAUAAUCGCAGGUGCGCGUAAGUGGGUUUUCGAAGGUACUUUAUUAAAUCUGUAA